UGCUAACUGUCGUAAAAGUACGGUGUAUUACUUCAUCGAUAAAUCAUUAAUAUUUGAAUGACUUAAUUUUAUAAAUGAAAUUUAUGUGAACACAUACUUUAAACAAAUGUCUGUACUUAGUGAAGAUAUUGUUCGCAAUCUUAUAGCAAAUUCCAGUGUGCCAUUAGUGUUCCGGGGCUAUGUGCGAAAUUGGUCAUUAUGCCAAUGGGAUGUAGAGAAAUGGUGUUCAGUUUUUGGAGAAAAAGAGAUACCAUUCAGAUGUUUAAAAAAAGAUUUCUUAUCAGACGAACCUUGUUGGGAACGACGAUGUUCUGUUAAAAGAAUGUCCUUCAAAAAUUUCGUUGAUACAUCUGCAUCAAGCGACGAAUGGAUGUACUUCGAUUAUAAAUACCUUUAUCAAUGGUUUAAUGGAGACGAUGAGUUGUAUAAGGGUGUUUCAUGGCAACAGUUCGGGUAUUCCGACAAAGGUGCUUCGGAUGCAACACUUUGGGUGGGCAGUAGUGGUGCACACACACCAGCACAUCAAGACACAUAUGGAGUAAAUAUUGUGACUCAGUUGUAUGGAAAAAAACGGUGGAUUCUUUUCCCACCUGAAACAGGUGGUUUGAAGCCAACAAGAGUACCUUAUGAAGAGUCAAGUGUAUAUAGUGAACUUAACUUCUAUUGUCCAAAUAGUUUAGAAGUUUUUAAUGGUCUGAUUGGAGCUCGCUCUGUGGAACUGUCAGCUGGUGAUGCUCUCCUGGUACCCAGGGGCUGGUGGCAUUAUGUACAGAAUUUAGAUCCACUGAACAUAGCACUUAAUAUGUGGCUGCCACAUGAAAAAGAUGGUUCAACAAGAGUAUCUGAAGCCCUCAUCAAAAUAUUUGUGGCCCAAAUAUGUAAGGAUUUGCCACAAGAAACUGCAAAGCUGAUUGUUAAUCCAAAUGAGGACGACAUAGCGGAUACGCCGUUGUCUGUGCUAUUUUUACAAUUAGAGACAGUUGCAAAUGCGUAUCUCGACAACCGACGGAAGCUGCGGCGCGCCAAACGACAGAGGACCUGCGAGGACGAACCGACGCCUGCCGCCAUCGAAGACUACGACUUUAAAACUUUAUUAGAGAAUAAAGCUAAUAACUUAGAAAUACCUUCGAGUAUAAGUAGCGAGGAAUUGAUAAAGAUAAUUAAACAGAAUCUCUUAGAAUACGCGAAUAGAGACAGGCCGUUGUGUGAUGACGAGAUAGAUGGGUCCACGACUGCACUGUGCCUCACUAAAGCGGUGAUUGACUCAUACAGUCAAGCCAAUGUUAUCGAUCUCGUUAAACAGAAUUUAUUCGCUCGUCUCAGUUAAAUACAGAGUGUUUCAUAUACUGUCUGACUGGCUUUUUAUACGCCGAGUAAUUUAUAUCGUUUUCGUCCCGCAGCAAAAUAACUUGGCAUAAGUAACAAUUAUAUGUUAUUUAUUUAGUUAAAAAAAAAAAUCAUUGAUUUAUGACCUAUAUGUAAAUUAGUCGUAACAUAGUUUGCUUUUUGCAUUGGUUCACUAAUUAUUUUUUGUUUUUAACUUUUAUUUCUUGUAAAACUUGUAUAUUACCGAGACAGAACCAUUUUACUUCGAGACGGAAACUAUUUAAUUUCAUGGUGUGUAGCAUUGUAGGCAUUAUGUAUUCUAGUCUUAAGUAAAAGUGAAACUUUUUUCUUGAUACAGUGUAUUUGUAAAAGCGACGUAGGUAUUUUAUAGAAGUAACUUUGUUUAUGUGCGUGUGCGCAUAAAGUACUUCCCGGUAUUGGAAGUAACAUUAAAAAUAUUGCGAAGGAAAAUCGGUUGUUACGAAACGGUUUUGAUGGACUGUGAUAUCAAAUGAUAGACUUGAAAGUUUUUUACUAAAUGUGACUAUAAUCUGCGCUAUGCAUGUUAGGUAGGUCGUCGGAAUUUUAAACUAAUCUAAUUGAUCGGUUACAGAGUGAUCGGUGAUAACAGCCAGGCUGUAGCUAUAGGUAACUGUGGUGCAGUAAAUGUGAAAUUAAAUAUUUUGUUCCAUUUCAUUAGAUGGUAAUUUGUAUGAGUUCGAAUUGUGACGUCAUAUGGAUUAUUUUUAGAAGUGUUGUAAUCUAAAUUUAAAAGAACUAUGAGACAUUAGUACUUGGCUAAAUGUGCCGUUCACGUGUUUUUGAAAUAUUUUCCGCUCAUUUAUGAUGAAUAGUGGCGAUUUGUGCCAUAAUUCUUUCGAAAAAACCUGUAAAGGUGCACAAAACUUUAGACUAAGUGUAUGUACAAUUUCUUUUUGUUUAUCACUCAACCUUUAGGAGUCAUUAGGAGUCAAUGCGAACUUUGUUCACUAAAUGGUCCCAUUUCUUUAUUAUGGAACGAAAUUGCCCUGCAAGAACAGUAAAUUAAUUAAUUUUCCUCACUUUUUUUUGAGGGUGGUAAAUCAUCCAAUCCUUCUUCCGUCUUAGGCGAGGCGAGAGGGAGUGUCAUACUCUUACUGACUAAAAACCAACCCUUUCCUACUCCUGCUCUCAAGCCGGAGCCUCAGCAACCCGCUAAGUCUUCCGCUCUCCCGUGGUUCGGCUUCGAUGGUUUCAAUCAUUUCUCUCACUUGAAUGUUAAUACGUAGUUGAAUGAUAAACAAACAAUAUAAUGUAGCCAAUGUAACACGGAAAUAUAAAGGUACUUAUAUUUUUUAUGAAUUGAUAUAUAUAAUUGUGAUAUUAGCAAUGGAAUUG
Spodoptera litura is the source of this 2703-nucleotide messenger RNA. It is a transcript of the gene HSPBAP1, whose product is annotated as HSPB1 associated protein 1. NCBI's taxonomy places the organism in Eukaryota, Metazoa, Arthropoda, Insecta, Lepidoptera, Noctuidae. The record is from RefSeq and is a predicted model, not a curated record.